AUGGAGACCGCGACGGAGCCUCCUUCCGUUCCAGCUUCCGAUGCCGCCGGCGGUGGCCGCUCUUCCCCUUCAACGGAAGCCACACCGUCCCCAACUCUACCCAGAACGCGCCCCGCCACCGCAGAAAACUUUGAAGACCUCAUUGUGGAGUCCCAAGAUGAAGCCUCCGACCCGGCCCUGCCACUUACCGUUAAUCCCGCCGACGAACAACCCGCCCCGCCGCGGAAGCGGCGCCGCCGGAAGCGAUUCUUCACGGAGCUCAACACCGCCAACCCUUCUCGGUACCGUUUACCGGGAGGCCGAUCCAAGGAACUCGACGUCGAAGCCUUAAUUGCAAUCUCGGUAGGGUUCCCCGCCGAUUCCCUCACGGAGGAAGAAAUCGAAGCCAAUGUCGUCUCCAGAAUCGGAGGCGCCGAGCAAUCCAACUACGUGAUCGUUCGCAACCACAUCUUAGCUCGCUGGAGGUCCAAUGUCUCCGAGUGGCUGACUCGCGAGCAAGCUCGCGAGUCCAUUCGGACGGAACACCGAAACCUAGUCGAUUCCGCUUACGAUUUCUUGCUCGAACACGGCUACAUCAAUUUCGGAGUCUCCCCCGCCAUUACAGAAGCUCAGUCGAAGCUGAACCCGGGAAAAGAAAUCGCGAAUGUCAUCAUUGUGGGGGCCGGAUUCGCCGGUUUAGUUGCGGCAAGGCAACUCACAGCCAUGGGAUUCAAAGUCGUGAUCUUAGAAGCCCGAUCUCGACCCGGCGGCCGAGUCAAGACUAUGAAAUUAAAGGGCGAUGGAGUGGAAGCAUCGGCUGAUGUUGGCGGGAGUGUAAUCACAGGGAUAAACGGCAACCCACUGGGAGUUCUCGCAAGGCAAUUGGGGCUUCCACUUCACAAGGUAAGAGACAUUUGCCCUUUGUAUCUACCAAAUGGAAAGCCUGUGAAUCCCGAGAUAGACACCAAAGUGGAAGCUUCUUUCAACAAGUUGCUAGAUAGGGUCUGUAAGCUUAGACAAGCCAUGAUAGACGAAGUGAAAUCAGCUGAUGUUAACUUGGGAACAGCAUUAGAAGCAUUUAGGCAUGCUUAUAAGGUGGCUGAGGAUCACGAGGAACGAAUGCUGUUGAACUGGCACCUAGCAAAUCUCGAAUAUGCAAAUGCUUCGUUGAUGUCGAACUUAUCAAUGGCCUAUUGGGAUCAGGAUGAUCCGUACGAGAUGGGUGGUGACCACUGCUUCAUUCCAGGUGGAAAUGAGACGUUCAUUAAGGAACUUGCAAAAGGCCUUCCGAUUUUCUAUAACCGGGUGGUGGAGAGCAUUCGAUAUGGUGCUGAUGGUGCCCUUGUCUAUAGCAAUGGCCAAGAAUUUCGUGGUGACAUGGUACUAUGCACGGUUCCAUUAGGCGUGCUGAAAAAGGGCAGAAUCGAGUUUGUGCCCGAGCUUCCGCAGAGGAAGAAGGAUGCUAUUCAGAGGCUAGGGUUCGGGAUGUUGAAUAAAGUGGCCUUGUUGUUUCCUCACGAUUUCUGGGGAGGAGAGAUCGAUACAUUCGGCCAUUUGACCGAAGAUUCCGCCAUGAGAGGUGAGUUUUUCCUAAUCUACAGCUAUUCAUCGGUUUCGGGUGGUCCACUCUUGAUAGCACUUGUUGCUGGUGAUGCUGCGGUUCAGUUCGAGACCAUGUCACCAGUGCAAUCGGUCAGAAAGGUGAUGGGAAUUUUAAGGGGGAUCUUCCACCCCAAAGGGAUUGUGGUUCCUGAUCCAGUUCAAUCGGUUUGUACUCGAUGGGGUCAAGAUUGCUUCAGUCACGGGGUGUAUUCCUACGUGGCGGUUGGAUCGUCUGGGGACGAUUACGAUGUGUUAGCUGAGAGUGUUGGAGAUGGAAGAGUGUUUUUUGCAGGGGAAGCGACUAAUAAACAGUAUCCUGCAACUAUGCAUGGAGCUUUCUUGAGUGGGAUGAGAGAGGCUGCCAACAUACUCAGAGUCGCCAAGAAGCGAUCUUUGGCUCAAACUACCAAACCUAUUGAAGAACUCUGUGGUGCCAACGAGCUGGAUGAGCUAUACGAGAAGCCUGAUCUUCUUUUUGGUGGGUUCUCAGUUUUGUUUGAUCCUAGGUCGAGCAACGAUGACCAUGAUUCGAGAUGUUUGUUGAGGGUCAAGAUCACGGGAGGAGAAUCGGGGGUUGAUUCGGUUAGUUUGUAUGGGCUGGUUUCGAGGGGGCAGGCGAUUGAGCUGAGUGAGAUUGAUGGUGGUGAUGAUGGUAAGAAGCGGCUGGAAACGUUGAGCGACAAGUUUGGAGUUCGGUUAGUUGGGAGGAAAGGGUUGCCUAAUGAGGGAGAGUCUCUUAUUGCAGAGAUCAAGGCAGCAAGAUCUGAAAUGGAUGUAGGAAAUUGA
Linum tenue is the source of this 2367-nucleotide messenger RNA. Lineage: Eukaryota; Viridiplantae; Streptophyta; Magnoliopsida; Malpighiales; Linaceae. The record is from the annotation of a GenBank genome assembly.